AUGGCAGAUCUAUCAAGAUGUCUCCCUUUGACUCGGGAAUCAGUUUCCAAGGCCCAUGAGCUCAUCAAGCCUCUGAUUCACGAAACUCCCGUCCUCACCAAUAAAACACUAAACCGGAUGGCCUCGACUCCUAACGAGCUGCCAGGCAAUGCUCGACCUGCAAAACCAGUCAUCCGACUCUGGUUCAAGUGCGAGAAUUUGCAGCGCAUGGGCGCCUUCAAGGCUCGUGGUGCUUUCCAUGCAAUUGAGAGGCUCAAGCAGGACCCUGAUUGGAUCGCGGAUGGUGGGAUGAAGAAGGGAGUCGUUGGGUUUAGCGCGGGAAACCAUGCCCAGGCCCUUGCUCUGGCUGCCCAAGCGAGCGGUAUACCCUCUUACAUUGUGAUGCCGGACGGCACCCGCCCCAACAAGAUCGCUGCCACAAAAGGUUAUGGAGCAAAGGUUACGCUUUGUGAACGAUUUGGAAGAGAAGCCGCCGCAGCAAAGAUCACAGCCGAGACUGGUGCGCGGCUCGUGCCCCCGUUCAACCAUCCCGACGUCAUGCUCGGCGCAGGCACAGCUGGUCUCGAGCUCCAAUAUCAAGUCCAAAAGCUUGGUUCCACCCUCGAUGCUAUUAUCGCGCCUUGCAGCGGUGGUGGCCUCUUGUCCGGGACCGCGCUUAGUUGCGAAGGCACCCCGAUUCGUGUGUUUGGUUGCGAGCCAGAAUUCGAAGGCGCUGAUGAUGCAAGACGCGGGUUCAUCAAAGGUGAAAGAAUCACAGAGGUCAAGACGAGUACCAUCGCUGAUGGCUUAAUCGGUGUAGUCGGACCCCUCCCUUGGAGUGUUAUAUACGAGAGGAAGCUCGUCAAGGCCAUGUAUGCUGUGACAGAGGACCAGAUUCUCGAAGCUACGAGGCUUAUCCUGGAACGAAUGAAGCUUUUCGUGGAGCCCAGCGCUGCAGUUCCUCUGGCUGUUGUCUUGUUCAAUGAGGAGUUCAGGGCCAUGGUGGAACGAGAGGCGGGAGAGAAUGGGUGGGACGUAGGGAUUAUCUUGAGCGGUGGAAACGUGAGCGCUGAGGGAUUGGCAAAGCUCUUUGUACCCUAG
Messenger RNA from Fusarium keratoplasticum, 1080 nucleotides. Its product is annotated as PALP domain-containing protein. Gene Ontology annotation, molecular function: magnesium ion binding; L-serine ammonia-lyase activity; threonine racemase activity. Gene Ontology annotation, biological process: L-serine metabolic process; pyruvate biosynthetic process; D-serine biosynthetic process. Lineage: Eukaryota; Fungi; Ascomycota; Sordariomycetes; Hypocreales; Nectriaceae. Bases 1 to 1080 code for a protein of 359 amino acids. The record is from RefSeq and is a predicted model, not a curated record. The transcript has 2 exons.